Saccoglossus kowalevskii is the source of this 2974-nucleotide messenger RNA. RefSeq lists its product as uncharacterized. Gene Ontology annotation, biological process: multicellular organism development; positive regulation of kinase activity; protein phosphorylation. Gene Ontology annotation, molecular function: transmembrane receptor protein tyrosine kinase activity; ATP binding; calcium ion binding. The record is from RefSeq and is a predicted model, not a curated record. Lineage: Eukaryota; Metazoa; Hemichordata; Enteropneusta; Harrimaniidae. Gene Ontology annotation, cellular component: plasma membrane; signaling receptor complex.
AUGCAGAUAAUACCAGCCUUGAAAGAAAGUGAAUUGUGUGAUUAUGACGCUAUCAACCCAGCAAUAACAGACUCAUAUGAACAAGAACCAAUUGGUACCAUUAUUUACAGUAUUCCUGUUGAGGGAGAGGUAGGUACUGAGAUUGAGCUCAGUCUAUCAGUGGAAGAUGGUCAUGAUGACAAAUUUGACCUGGAUAUUCAAAAUAUUACUUGGGCAGUGGUAUAUGACAUGGAAGCAGAAAACACGUUGACGGUAAUUGUAGGCAUUGCUGAUGUUAACGAAUUUCCGCCUGUAUUAGAAGACUCUCCUUAUAAAGUUAACAUAAGUGAGUUCACACAAUUGGGCACUACUGUACUUAUAUUUGGUGCAACAGAUGAAGAUUGCGGUAUUGUGCACUUAUAUUAUGAAAUAAAUAAGGGACCAGGAUACAACCUUUUUGAUAUUCCAAGUGUAGGUACCCCAGAAGUAAUUCUUGUUGAAGAAGUAGAUUACGAAGAAAACACAUGGUUUAAUAUAACUUUGCUUGCUAGAGACAGCGAUGACGAUGACGCAUUAACCGGCACCGGGGAAAUGCACGUCUCUGUCAUAGAUGGUGACGAUAUGAGGCCAAUAUUUGGUGACAUAACCUACAAUACCAUGGUUACAGAAAAUGAUGCAAACGUAUUAUUGCUACCGGAAUUCCCAGUAAAUGCAUACGACCAGGAUUUCGGAAUUGAUGAAGACCUAAAUUAUAGUUUUGCUGAUCCUGAACGUACUGAUGACGCCAUAUACGAAACAGAAUAUUUUCGUAUUAAUGACAUGACGGGAGAGGUUACCCUUAUUAAGGAACUUGACAGAGAAGCGUUGCCUGGUGGCACUAUAACAGAAGUACUGAGAGCUGCACAAGUAAAUUCCAUGGGUUAUCACGUCUAUACAUAUCGAGAUGGUUAUGCCACAUUGGUAGUAACAGUACUGGAUGUUAAUGAUAAUAUUCCUAAUAUGAGUAAACCUCUAUAUUAUGGCGAGGUUGCUGAACAUUCACUGCAGGAUACUAUUGUGUGUGAAGUUAGCGCUACAGAUAUAGACGAAGGAGAGAACGCCAUAUUUAAUUUUGUCUUACAAUCUGACUUUGUAAACCAUAACAUGUUUUAUAUUGGAGAUCCCAUAUCUAUUACACCAAAUACCGCAGUUGCUUUCAUUCGUGUCAAUGAUUCAACGUCUUUGGACGCUGAAUAUAUCGCAAAACCAAUUAAUUUUACGGUGUAUGCAAUUGAAACACAGACGAGCGAACUAUUUCGAAGUGAACCAUCAACUGUGUCGAUCACUGUCAGCGAUAUCAACGACAACAUACCACUGUUCGUCGGGGAACCAUACAUUGCAAGUGUUAAUGGAGAUAUAACAGAAGAGACAUAUCUGAUCACGGUAUAUAUGUCCGACCUUUCUAAAGUUUAUGUCAAUAUUACCGAUAUUAUCCAUGCUACCAACUAUACCAAUAAUGCCAGUGAAAUACCCGUAUUUCUCAACGACCCAUACAACGCGAUAACCAGUGAAGGUUCUGAUGCUGGAGCAUCCAUAUACAGAGCAAUGGCUGUUGAUGUAGAUGGAGAUGAUCUUACCUUUACGUUUGGUAAUGGGUUUGUUGUGACAAAUGAUGGAAUCUUUCGAAUUUCGCCAAACACUGGGGAGAUAUUUUUAAAUAGAAAACUGGACCGAGAGAAUGUCGAAAAACAUAGUUUGAUGUUACUAGUACAUGACGGGAAUCCGGACAGCAAUGAUACAACUGUUCUAUCAGUCGUUGUUACUGACAUUAAUGAUAAUGAUCCUGUAGUAACUGCGUUGGAGUAUAAUGUAAUGGUUCCGGAGGAGGAGGCAGGUUUUGUGGUUACUUAUGUCAGGGCGACAGACGUAGACUAUGGAAUUAAUGCAGACUGUACAUUUACAGUAGUUGACAGACUAGUAAAUGAUUUUGCAGUUCAUAACAUAACUGGAAAAGUGACAACACGGAGAGGUCUUGACAGGGAACAUAAAGAAACAUAUGAAGUAUAUAUUGUGGCAACUGAUCACGGUCGAAGUCCUCGUUCUGGGGAAACAUAUGUGACAGUUACCCUCACUGAUGUCAAUGACAAUCCACCAGAGUUUGAAUUAAAUACUUAUCGAGCCACGGUGGUUGAAUACAUGCCAGAAAUAUUCAUCCUUUCAGUGAAGGCAAAUGACAUGGAUGCAAUGGAUAAUGCUGCCGUGCGUUACGCAAUAAUUCCCGAUAGUCAUACCGACUAUAAUUUGUUCACUGUGGAUGCAAUGACUGGCAAUGUAUAUUUUUCAUCAUAUGAGUCUACUGAGAAUGUGGGUGAAAAUCUGGUGGUAAUGAUAGAAGCUUAUAAUGAAGUACAAUACACAUCAGAUGACAUUCUCAAUGGAACAACAACUGUCAAUGUCACAAUACUGUGUCCUACCAUAGGAAGUAGUGAAUCAGACUGGUUGAUGUGGGUAGUUCCACCUACUGUUGCUGUAAUUGUUAUCUUGACAAUAGCAGCAUCGCUAGUAAUUGUAAUCCGUAAAAGAAAACAUGAACAUGUGCGAACAGAAGCUAGUAAAGAACUACAGACUUUUGAACCUCAGGAUUACGAAGAAAUUGUUGAACAUGUGUAUGCAAAUUUUGACUCCAUUGAUACCACAAAAGCGAGGCUGCUCGAUACUUUAGAUGAAGAUCUUCGAUUUGAAGUUGAGGAAGUUCUUGUCUACCCAUCCAUUGAUGGUGUCGUUUUAGAUAUUAUACAUGUCAUUGGACAAGGUUCUUCUAUAAAAAUAGAACAGUCCAAGUCAUACUGUUAUAAUCGUGGUGAUUCAAAUCACUCUCCAGUCAGUUGUCCUAAGCUUUAUAAAAGUUUAAAGCCUCAGGUUAUGUCAGCUGCUAUGUUGGCAUGUGAUCAGAAUAGAAAUAAUAAUUCACAGGAAGUCAGUGCUACUUGUGUAGUUCAUGAAGUCACAGAUGCAA